GGCGCCAGGAGCAGCGCCCGGGGCCCACCAUGCCAGGGGCAGGUCUCCCCCACCCGAGGGCCCGGGGGAGAAGCCCAGCGUCGGGGAGGCCCUGGGGUCCGAGCCCAGGACGGUCAGCAGGAGGUACCUGAGCUCCCUGAAGAACAAGCUGUCCAGUGGGGCCUGGAGGAAAUCUUGCCAGCUCAGCAGCUGCCCCGAGCCAGGGACACAGGAGCCUGAGAAGAGGAUCGUCCAGGAGCUGCUGGAGACUGAGCAGGCCUACGUGGCCCGCCUGCACCUGCUGGACCAGGUGUUCUUCCAGGAGCUGCUGGAGGAGGCCCGUAGCAGCAAGGCCUUCCCCGAGGACGUGGUCCGGCUCAUCUUCUCCAACAUCUCCUCCAUCUACCAGUUCCACGCGCAGUUCUUCCUCCCAGAGCUCCAGCGGCGGCUGGAUGACUGGUCAGCCACCCCCCGCAUCGGGGAUGUGAUCCAGAAACUGGCCCCCUUCCUGAAGAUGUACAGCGAGUAUGUCAAGAACUUCGAGCGAGCCGCGGAGCUGCUGGCCACCUGGACUGACAAGUCUCCCCGCUUCCAGGAGGUUCUCACUCGAAUUCAGAGCAGCGAGGCCUCGGGCAGCCUGACCCUGCAGCACCACAUGCUGGAACCUGUGCAGAGAAUCCCACGCUACGAGCUGCUGCUCAAGGAGUACGUCCAGAAGCUGCCAGCCCAGGCCCCGGACCGGGCUGAUGCCCAGAAAGCCCUCGACUUGAUCUUCUCAGCCGCGCAACACUCCAAUGCAGCCAUCAAGGAGAUGGAGCGGCUGCAGGACCUGUGGGAAGUGUACCAGCGCCUGGGCCUGGAGGACGACAUCGUGGACCCGUCCAACGCCCUGCUCCGCGAGGGCCCCGUGCUCAAGAUCUCCUUCCGCCGCAGAGACCCCACGGAGCGCUACCUUUUCCUGUUCAACAACAUGCUGCUCUACUGCGUGCCUAGGGUCAUCCAGGUGGGCGCCCACUUCCAGGUGCGGACCCGCAUCGACGUGGCCGGCAUGAAGGUGCGCGAGCUGACGGACGCCGAGUUCCCGCACUCCUUCCUGGUGUCCGGGAAGCAGCGCACCCUGCAGCUGCAGGCCAGGUCCCAGGAAGAAAUGAUUUCUUGGAUGCAGGCCUGCCAAGCAGCUAUUGACCAAAUCGAGAAGCGGAAUGAAACCUUCAAGGCUGCGGUGCAGGGCCCCGAGGGAGCCGCCCAGGGCCAGGAGCUGCAGUCGGAGGAGCUGGGCCUGCGGGCGCCACAGUGGGUCCGGGACAACAUGGUGACCAUGUGCAUGCGCUGCCAGGAGCCCUUCAACGCCCUGACGCGCCGCCGCCACCACUGCCGGGCUUGCGGCUACGUGGUGUGCGCCAGGUGCUCCGACUACCGGGCUGAGCUCAAAUAUGACGCCAACAGGCCCAACCGCGUCUGCCUCCGCUGCUACACUUUCCUCACCGGCCACGUGCUCCCUGAGGACAAGGAGGACAAGAGGCGGGGCAUCCUGGAGAAAGGGUCCGCGGCGGGGGCCGAGCGGAGCCUCAUGAGCAGCUUCCUGCAGCUCGUCGGGGACAAGUGGGGCAAGAGCAGCACCCGGGGCUGGUGUGUGAUCCCCCGGGACGACCCCCUCGUGCUCUACAUCUAUGCGGCCCCCCAGGACAUCCGGGCUCACACCUCCAUCCCCCUGCUGGGCUACCAGGUGACCACGGGGCCCCAGGGGGACCCCCGAGUCUUCCAGCUGCAGCAGUCCGGCCAGCUGUACACCUUCAAGGCCGACACCGAGGAGCUGCGGGGCCGCUGGGUGAAGGCCAUGGAGCGGGCGGCCAGCGGCUGGAGCCCGGACCCCGAGGACGGGGACCUGUCUGACUGAGCCCAGCGGCCGCUCUCCCGCUCAGCCUGGCUCCUGCCACGGCUGCCCCGUGGCCUCUGACCACCACCCCACGCUGAGCCCAGUCGCUCUCUAGUUACCGGUGCCCAGGCCGUGUGUCCCGAUUUGGUGACCGAGCCUCCUGGUUUGCCCAGCGCUGGGACAUGGCCUUUCAGUGGUAAAGCCGGAAUGUCCGAGGUCACCGGGCGGCUGGUCACCAGUGUGGUUCUCACCUUGGGCUGCACGUUAGUAUCACCUGGGGUCUUUCAAACAGACCCCUAGAAAUAUAACAAUAAACUAAAAAUUGGAAAUGCCA
Myotis lucifugus (little brown bat) is the source of this 2189-nucleotide messenger RNA. RefSeq names its product FYVE, RhoGEF and PH domain containing 2 (gene FGD2). Gene Ontology annotation, biological process: filopodium assembly; cytoskeleton organization. Gene Ontology annotation, cellular component: cytoplasm. The record is from RefSeq and is a predicted model, not a curated record. Gene Ontology annotation, molecular function: guanyl-nucleotide exchange factor activity; metal ion binding. Lineage: Eukaryota; Metazoa; Chordata; Mammalia; Chiroptera; Vespertilionidae.